Tachysurus vachellii is the source of this 3212-nucleotide messenger RNA. Its product is annotated as glucocorticoid receptor-like. The record is from RefSeq and is a predicted model, not a curated record. Bases 403 to 2580 code for a protein of 725 amino acids. Gene Ontology annotation, biological process: nuclear receptor-mediated glucocorticoid signaling pathway; regulation of DNA-templated transcription. Gene Ontology annotation, cellular component: nucleus. The transcript has 10 exons. Gene Ontology annotation, molecular function: sequence-specific DNA binding; steroid binding; nuclear glucocorticoid receptor activity. Lineage: Eukaryota; Metazoa; Chordata; Actinopteri; Siluriformes; Bagridae.
CUAUCCAGCUGACAAUCCGCUUAUGUAAUGUUGGCCAUUCCGCAGUUUUAACACCACACCUAGCGCCAUAGAGCCGUUCUGUUCUUAACAGCAGCCACUUUAAUGUCUGACGAAUUUACUGCUUUUUAGCGCAUUCGAGAUUUUCUUUCCCGGAUUAAAGAAGCGCAAAGCUACAGUAGAUAUCCUCUGUGUGUGUGUGUGUGUGUGUGUGUGUGUGUGUGUGUGUGUGUGUGUGUGUGGACUCGACAUGCGGGGGAAGUAGAGACGCAACUCGUCGUGACAGAACUGAAGACUCAGUCGGAUUAUUAUUAUUAUUAUUAUUAUUAUUAUUAUUAUUAUUAUUAUUACUGAUCAGCUGAAAUGAACUCCGUCACUGAGGAAUAUUUGUCGCAGCCUUGAGAGAUGGAUUGUUGGCUGAACCUCAGCAAUAAUCCAGACAAAAAUAUAUCUUCAGGAGAUAAUCCCAUGAGAGGCCUGCUGCGGACGCCGGGGAGCACCGGACCCACCGGUUCCUCUUCCACUGACGUCUCGAACGAACUGAGCAGCGUUAACAUUCACACGGAGCCACCGAUGAGACACAAUGUUCACGAGCCAGAUGCUAAAACAUUCAAAAUGCAACAAAAGAUGAAGGAAGGCUUUAACCUAAAGGAUAACCUGGCUCUGUUGAACGAGAGCAUCGCCAAUUUAAACCGCAACUCCAAUUCAGAAAACGUGUGCUUUCGAACCCCUGACACAUUUACAUUCAAAAUGCAGGAGUUUUAUCCAUUGGAUAAAUCGGACUAUGACUUUGGCUCCUACGACCAAAAGGAAAAAGACGAGUCUGGGAAUGUGAGACUGAUAGAAGAGAACACACUAGAUAUCCUACGGAGUCUGGAGCUGCCUUCUGGCUCUCUUUCAGACCUGAAUGAGUUCUGUGUGACAAACGACGAUGCUUUGUUCCCGUCCCUGUCAGUGGAGGACGCACCGCUUUCAGACAACAGCAUGCUGGAGGAUGGCAAACCUGUUCUGCCUCAAAAAAACAUUAAUGGGAAUGAUAAAGCACGUCCACAGCAGACUCUGGAACAUAACCUCAAUGCUCCUGUCAUAAAGACAGAGAAAGAAUCAGAUUUUAUUCAGUUGUGCACGCCUGGGGUGAUCAAGCAAGAAAAUCGGAGAGGCUACUGUCAGGUGAUGGCCAUGUCUGGGCAUCCUGGAGCGUCCAACAGCAUGGACAGCCAGUCAUGCCAGUACGGACCCAGUGCCUCUUUACCAGACCAGAAGCCCGUGUUAGGUGUGUAUGGACCUUUGGCAACUGGAAGUGAUGACUGGAUUCAGGGAAAUGGAUUUGGGAACGAGUCGGGGAUGCAGAGAGCCAACAGGUCUGUGUCUCAACCAUGUCCUUCCACCUACACAUACAGCAGUUCGGUUCUGAGGCCUGACGCUGCUGCCACUUCAAGCUCGUCUGGUUCGGCUCGACCCAAAGGCCCGGGCAAUAAGAUCUGCCUGGUGUGUUCAGACGAGGCAUCAGGGUGCCACUAUGGCGUUCUGACCUGCGGGAGCUGCAAAGUUUUCUUCAAAAGAGCUGUGGAAGGAUGGAGAGCACGACAAAACACACACGGACAACACAACUAUCUGUGCGCUGGGAGAAACGACUGCAUCAUCGACAAGAUCCGCAGGAAGAACUGUCCGGCCUGCCGCUUCCGCAAAUGUCUCCAAGCAGGCAUGAACCUAGAAGCACGCAAAAAUAAAAAGCUGAUCCGCCUGAAAGUGCAGCAGGCUACAGCCGAGUCCCCGCCCUUCACAGCCAGCGAGCAUCAGUUCUCACUUGUGCUGAAGUCCAUGCCUCAGCUCUCUCCCAGCAUGCUGUCACUGCUGAAGGCUAUUGAGCCUGAAAUCGUGUACUCUGGUUACGACAGCACCAUCCCUGACACCUCCGCACGCCUCAUGACCACCCUGAACCGACUCGGGGGGCACCAGGUCGUCUCCGCCGUCAAGUGGGCCAAAGCCCUGCCAGGUUUCCGGAAUCUGCACCUGGAUGAUCAGAUGACUCUGCUGCAGUGCUCCUGGUUGUUCCUCAUGUCCUUCAGCCUCGGAUGGAGAUCUUACCAGCAGUGUAACGGAGGCAUGCUGUGCUUUGCCCCUGACCUCGUCAUCAAUGAGGAGAGGAUGAAGCUGCCUUACAUGACUGAACAGUGUAAACAGAUGCUGAAGAUCACCAACGAGCUGGUGCGUCUCGAGGUCUCCUACGACGAGUAUCUGUGUAUGAAAGUGCUGCUGUUGCUCAGUACAGUACCGAAGGACGGGCUGAAGAGCCAGGCUGUGUUUGAUGAAAUCCGUAUGUCCUACAUUAAAGAACUGGGUAAAGCCAUCGCCAAGCGGGACGAUAACUCCAACCAGAACUGGCGGAGGUUCUACCAGCUCACCAAACUUCUGGACUCCAUGCAGGAGAUGGUAAUGGAACUUCUCAACUUCUGCUUCUACACAUUUGUGAACAAGUUCCUGAGUGUGGAGUUCCCUGAGAUGUUGGCUGAAAUCAUCACCAACCAACUUCCUAAGUUUAAAGACCGGAGUGUUAAACCACUUCUCUUUCAUCAAAAAUGACUGCUUACAUGACGACAAUGCCUUAAACUCCACCGGUGGCCUUCACCGGCUUCACUGAGUGACACUGCAUGUUCUUUUUUUUAAGUGUGUGUUUUUGAGAGAGAGAGAGAGAGAGAGAGAGAGAGAGUGUUCAUGGGCUAGAAUAGGACUGAAGAUACACACACACACACACACACACACACACACACACACAUAUAUAUAUAUAUUAGAGGGUCUUUUUCAACCCUUUCUUCUCAUAAAUCACCGUAUAAUAUUUUCUGCAGAAGUUGGAUCUGGGAGAAGAAAAUCUUUACAAUCUUAACAGAUGAAUAUCAGAGAAAGGGAAAAUGUGCCUUUAAAAAUUCAAUUUUUCAUUUUGUAAAAGCUUUUCAUGUUUUUUGUCUUUGUGCCUUUUUGAGCUCUCCUUUAAAACAGCAGUGUUUGGUUUGUAAAGUUAUCUGUGAUCCUCAGGAGUGAUGAAAGUCAGGACGCAGCUCUUCAUCCCGUCUGCUGCGUCUCAAUGAUUAGAAAAAGCUUCUUUUUUCUUCUCUUUAAGGUGUUUUGUCUCUGGCUAAAUGUACUUCAUGCUUUUGUGUAAUUUGUACAUCCCUGAAAUCAGGCAUUAAACGACCUCAUUAACAUUUAUCUUCAUA